Molecule: messenger RNA, 3668 nt
Organism: Cololabis saira (Pacific saury)
Lineage: Eukaryota; Metazoa; Chordata; Actinopteri; Beloniformes; Belonidae
Product: ankyrin repeat domain-containing protein 13C-like
Exons: 13
Coding region: 274-1857 (527 amino acids)
Cellular component (GO): cytoplasm
Molecular function (GO): protein binding
Source: RefSeq, a predicted model, not a curated record
CUUUAUGUUGUACAGCAACUGCAGUUAAGGACGGUAGGAGUGGAAGUGAAUACUUUGUUUUCACAAUAAACGGGGGUCAACUGGAGCCCGCUACUUGUUUAUUUUGAACAAAAUAACGUUUUUUUUGCGUGUCCAGUGAGUAUUUGUACUGUAGAAUUAAAUGUUGCAGGAUUUCCCCAGCAUUUCUGCGGAGACCUCCAGCAGGCGAGUGGCAGCAGUCCGCCCGGAGGCUCCUCGGCAGCGGCGACACCCUCGGCUCACACCGGCCACAAAAUGACCGGCGAGAAGAUCCGCUCCCUGCGCAACAAGGACCACAGGCCGAGCAAGGAGGAGGAUUUACUGGAGCCGGACGAGGAGGCGGCCACCGGGACGUUCACGGCUCCCAGGGCGAGCAACAACAGGAGCAGGGCGAGUAAGAUCUUCAGCAACCACAAGUUAGUCAAGUCUCCGUCCGCCCAGCAGCAGCUACAGAGCCAGCAGCAGUCUCACAUCAACGCCAACACCACAGCAACACCGGAGCUGGUCGACGACAACAACAAGAACCCCAUUAUCCGUGUGGGACAUCAUGACUUCCCCGUGCACGAAUGUGUUUUUAAAGGUGACGUCCGACGGCUGUCUUCUCUCAUACGGACGCAGAAUAUCGCCCAGAAAGACGUCCAUGGAAACACACCAUUACAUCUGGCCGUUAUGAUGGGAAACAAAGAGUGUGCCCAUUUGCUGCUGGCCCACAAUGCACCAGUAAAGGUGAAAAAUGCUCAGGGAUGGAGCCCCCUCGCUGAGGCCAUCAGCUACGGAGAUCGACAGAUGAUCACAGCAUUGCUGAGGAAGUUAAAGCAGCAGUCCAGGGAGACUGUUGAGGACAAGAGGCCCAAACUCCUGAAAGCCCUCAAAGAGCUUGGAGACUUUUACUUGGAGCUUCACUGGGACUUCCAGAGUUGGGUGCCUUUGCUGUCCAGAAUCUUACCAUCAGAUGCAUGCAAGAUCUACAAGCAAGGCCUCAACAUCAGAUUGGAUACAACCCUGAUAGACUUUUCGGACAUGAAAUGUCAACGGGGAGACCUCAGUUUCAUCUUCAACGGGAAUGCCAUUCCCUCGGAGUCUUUUGUUGUGCUGGACAACAAACAGAAAGUCUACCAGCGGAUACAUCACGAGGAGUCGGAGAUGGAAACCGAAGAGGAAGUGGACAUUCUGAUGAGCAGCGACGUUUACUCCGCCACGCUUUCCACAAAGUCCAUCACCUUCUCCAGAGCGCAGACUGGCUGGCUGUUCAGAGAGGACAAGACGGAGCGCGUGGGAAACUUUCUGGCAGAUUUCUACUCUGUGAACGGACUGGUUCUGGAGUCCAGGAAGAGACGAGAGCAUCUGAGCGAGGAAGACAUCUUGAGGAACAAAGCCAUCAUGGAGAGUCUGAGCAAAGGAGGGAACAUCAUCGAACAGAACUUCGAAUCAACAAGGAGGCAAUCUUUAACCCCGCCCUCACCCAACACUAUUUCCUGGGAAGAAUACAUCACUGCUGACAAUGGAAAAGCUCCUCAUCUGGGGAGAGAGCUGGUCUGCAAAGAGAGCAAGAAAAACUUCAAAGCCACGAUAGCCAUGAGUCAAGACUUCCCUCUGGGAAUUGAAUCGUUACUGAAUGUUUUGGAGGUGAUUGCACCCUUCAAGCACUUUAAUAAACUCAGGGAGUUUGUUCAAAUGAAGCUCCCCCCCGGCUUUCCUGUCAAACUUGACAUCCCCGUCUUCCCUACCAUCACAGCCACGGUGACGUUUCAGGAGUUUCGCUAUGACGAGUUCGAUGAUUCAAUUUUUACCAUUCCCAACGAAUAUAAAGAAGACCCAAGCCGCUUUCCUGACCUUUAACGUCUUGCAUUGGACUUCCAGUAGGCAACGAUAUCCUGCUAAACGUUCCUUUUUGAAUAAGAAGAAAAAACAAAACAAAGAACAACUUCUGAUCCCUCGCACACUCCUACCCUUAAAACAUAAAGUAACAGAACGAACAGUCAUACGAGAAGCUCGUAUGGACGUGGGCUUCGCAUAAAACAGCUUUGAACUGGAUCAGCAGAAGUUCUGACUUUUCAGGUUUGGUUUAACGCAGCAGCUGAGGCAGGAAGUGGCAGGGCGUUGGGGCAGAGCAGGGGAGUUUUCUGUGUACGGGGUAGGCAUAGGAAAGGAAAACCAGUUCAGUUGAUACUUUGGGUAUAAGUAUAUAAGGAAUAUUUAAAAAGGGACUGUCUUUAACUGACUUGUACAGUAGUAAAGCACUGAAAUUAAUGUGUGAGAGGCUGAAGAGGAAUUCCACUCAGUUUUUCCUUUUUUUUUUUCUCUUUAGUUUUUUUUGUCUGCCUUUUCAAGCACACUGGAGCCAAAAAAAAAACUUCAAUGUGGAAACAGAGAAAUCAUCACUCGUAUAUGUAAUCUAAGGUGCAUACUUCAACAUUGAGUGUAAAUACAUUUAUUCAAAUCCAGAAAGUGCAUCUGUUAUAGAUACAAUGCCAUUUACAAAGUUUAAAUAAGGAUUUUUACAUUUUUUUAAAGAAAGAUCUUUCAGGUCAAAAACCUAAACAAGUUUUUUUUUAAUGUAGAAUUCCUCUUCAGUUCUGCACAUCAGAGUUGAGGCUAAUGGUGGUUUGUAAGGGCAUGGAGAAGCAUCAUGGACCAGCGUUUAAAUUCUCUGCAGCUGAGUUCACAAACUCUCCCUUUGUGAUACUAAAAGCCUCUGACUUGCAUUUGAUAUACUAAUGUUUCAUUGAGGCAAUAUUCUCAUGCUGCAGAUUUUUAUGGUACAGUAAACUCUCUCUUAAAUUAUGUCAGAUCAAGUGUUUUGUCUCUUACUUCACUUUUUAAGCAGUUUAACAAGCUGUACUACAGACCUGUUUUAAAAGAAAACCUGAGAUUGUAAAUGAAUAAUGCUAGGGAGUGAGCAAGUACAACAUUCAUGGUAUUUUGACAGAAAGCCAGUGUUUUUGUCUGCACAGUAUAUGAAUUUGUGUUUUAGUUGGGUAUUGAUCUGUCUUUUUGUUUUCAUCUUCUAAACUGACAAGUUUGAAACAUUUUCUGCAAGAGGAAGAAUUAUGUAAUUCUUUUUUUAAACGUAACAUCAUUUGUGUUCAUUUGAAAGUUUGUAUGUGGUGGCACUUUUUGUACAUAAUCUUGUUUUUUAAAAACAAAUCUCAAUUCUAUCUUCAUUUCCCCUCAAUAAUGAACUAUGAACCUCCCUCAGAUGUCAUUUCAUUUGUGUGCAAGUCAUAAAGAUCCUGGGAAGAAACCAUUCUGGAAAAGAAAGAAAUCAGUUUAAAGAGUGGUUUUCUCACUGGUACUUGCAGGAUGUUUCUAUUGUACAAGCAGCUCAGAGCUGUUCAGCAUCCUGACCCAUUUAAACUUAAAAAAAAAAAAAGUCUUUCAUAAAAUGAAAUGCAUAUUCAUUAUUGAUAUUACAUUCCUUAGCACAGGUAAGUGCAGCUAGUGGAACCGUGCCUCCUCACUGAUGUAAUGAUUUGCAUUUAUGUGACGCUCCUUCCCAACUUCAGCUGCUCCAAUUGAAAGUGUUUUGUUUUUUUUCUUGGAUAUUAUUGAUCCAUCUACAUGUCAGUUGUAAAGCAAGAACUGUUGUACAAGUGUCCAACACUAUUUUCAUACAAAAUAUACUAAAAUAAAAACCCACGUAAGUAACA